AUGCUCCUCCUCGCCAUCUACGCUCUGACCUUCGCCGUGGGUUUUCCCGCCAACGUCUUCACCUUCAUCAUCCUCCUCGCCAAAAUGCGACGUCCCCGUCCCCAUCCCCACCUCACCGCUGCCAACCUCCUCCUCCUCCACCUCAACGCCGCCGACCUCCUGGUCCUCCUCUUCCUCGCCUUCAAGACGGCCGAGGCGGCUGCCGAUAUGCUGUGGCCCUUCCCCAAAGCGCUCUGCCCCAUAGCGAACUUCUGCUUCUACUCCAGCAUCUACCUCAGCACUCUCUUCAUGGCCGCCCUCAGCGUGGAGCGCUACUUUGGGGUCGUGUUCCCGCACCGCUACAACCGGCGCCGGAGGUUGUGGAGGACGAUGGCCGCCAGCGCCGCCCUUUGGGUGAUGGCGUUGUCCCACUGUUCCAUCGUCUUCGUGGCGGAGCACUACAGAGAGUUGGGGGUCAACGGGUCCGAGGUCGACGGCCAAAGUGGUUUGGGGUUCGACGAGAUCAAGACCUGGGGGUCUGGGGAGGGCAAUUCCACUCACGUUGACCCCGCUGGGCUGAAGGCGGAUGAAUCCCGUUGUUUUGGGGUCGGUGGGUUCCACCUCGGGGGAUUUGGGUUGACCAAACCUAUGGGCACCGACACCGACGUCCCCAACGCCGUCGCGAAUCCCAUCCACAGCAUCUCCAGCCCCGAGACCGACCUCGACAUCUCCCCCCUCCGAUUCUCCCCCUUCACAACCCCAAACACCCCCCACAUCCCCACCACCGCCCCACGGACCCCCUCUGAGACCCAACCCCAGUGGGGCUACCGCUGCUACGAUCAGUUCUCCCCGACCCAGCUGCGCUUCGUUCUCCCGCUGCGCCUCGAGCUCUUCCUCGUCCUCUUCCUCCUCCCCUUUGCUGUCACCGUGUUCUGCUACGUCCGCCUCAUCCGCGCCCUCCUCACCCGACCCCACAUCCCGCCGCAGAAGAAGUACCGCACCGUGGGGCUGGCCGUGGCCACCAUGGUCAUCUUUGGGGUCUGCUUUGGGCCCUACAACCUCUCGCACGUGGUGGGCUUUGUGCAGCAGCGCAGCCCCACGUGGAGGCCCUACGUUCUGCUCCUCUGCACCCUCAGCGCCGCGCUCGACCCCUUCAUCUUCUAUUUCUCCUCCAGCGCCGUGCGCAGGGCGGUCAGUGGGGCAGUUCGGGGUGCAACGUGUGGGUUUUUGGGGUCGGCGUGGGCAGAGGGGGUGAGCCCCAACCAGGAGGAGGUUAUGGGGUAA
Messenger RNA from Lagopus muta (rock ptarmigan), 1263 nucleotides. RefSeq names its product free fatty acid receptor 3-like. Bases 1 to 1263 code for a protein of 420 amino acids. Gene Ontology annotation, biological process: G protein-coupled receptor signaling pathway; cellular response to fatty acid. NCBI's taxonomy places the organism in Eukaryota, Metazoa, Chordata, Aves, Galliformes, Phasianidae. Gene Ontology annotation, molecular function: G protein-coupled receptor activity. Gene Ontology annotation, cellular component: plasma membrane. The record is from RefSeq and is a predicted model, not a curated record. The transcript has a single exon.